AAUUUGAUAUAUCCACAGAAGAUUGGUCUCCCUGGUUUUUCCUUUCUACUGUAUUGAAGCAUUCGUGUCCUUGCUGCAAGUAUUUUGAUUGCUUCAACAAUCGAAUGUUCUUUAGUUGACAUCUUAAUCGUUAUAUUUACUUACAUAUUUCAACACAUAAUGAAACCCCUGAUGUUACAUGGGCACGAACGUGCCAUAACAAAAAUCAAGUAUAAUAGAGAGGGAGAUUUAUUAUUCUCGUCGAGUAAAGAUAAGAAACCGAAUGUUUGGUACUCUUUAAAUGGAGAACGCCUUGGAACUUUCAAUGGUCACAACGGUUCUGUGUGGUGUAUCGAUGUUAAUUGGGACACAACAAGAUUUCUGUCUGGCAGUGGUGAUAAUUCGCUAAGAGUCUGGGAUUGCCAAACUGGAAAAGAAAUAGGUGUCCUCCACACGAAUAGUUCUGUAAGAACAUGUAGCUUCAGUUAUUCAGCGAAUCUUGCUGUUUACUCUACAGACAAAGCAUUGGGUCACCAAUGUGAAAUGUUUAUCAUAGACAUCAGAAAUGUCGAUGCCGUAUUAUCGCAAGACGAUGUGAUCUCUAGAAUUGCAGUCAAUGGUCCCAGAAUCUCUGCUAUAUUGUGGGGUGCUUUAGAUGAGACAAUUAUUACUGGACACGAAGAUGGUGAAAUUGCACUUUGGGACGUACGAACGAGGAAAAAAAUGUCGAGUGUCAAAGGACACAAAUCUCAAAUAAACGACAUGCAAUUUAAUAAAGAUGGAACCAUGUUUGUAACUGCUUCGAAAGAUAAUACUGCAAGAUUAUUUGACAGCGAAUCAUUGGUCUUACUAAAAACAUAUAAAACAGAAAGACCUGUGAAUUCUGCCACAAUUUCUCCAAUCUUUGAUCACGUGGUUCUUGGAGGUGGUCAAGACGCUAUGGACGUAACGACAACGUCCACUCGCCAAGGAAAGUUCGAUUCUCGAUUUUUCCAUUUAGUAUUCGAAGAAGAAUUCGCGCGUUUGAAAGGGCAUUUUGGUCCGAUUAACUCUCUUGCUUUCCAUCCCAAUGGACGUAGCAUAUCGACGGGUGGUGAGGACGGUUAUGUUCGUAUUAAUACAUUCGACCAAUCUUAUUUCGAUUUCCAUUUCGAGUACUAAUUUUGUGGAAUGAAAAAAAUAAAUAUAUAUCGGCCAAAUAAA
Messenger RNA from Hylaeus volcanicus, 1182 nucleotides. RefSeq names its product eukaryotic translation initiation factor 3 subunit I (gene eIF3i). The record is from RefSeq and is a predicted model, not a curated record. Gene Ontology annotation, biological process: cytoplasmic translational initiation. The transcript is spliced from 5 exons. The coding region runs from base 160 to 1140 and encodes 326 amino acids. Gene Ontology annotation, molecular function: translation initiation factor activity; protein binding; RNA binding. Lineage: Eukaryota; Metazoa; Arthropoda; Insecta; Hymenoptera; Colletidae. Gene Ontology annotation, cellular component: eukaryotic translation initiation factor 3 complex, eIF3m; cytoplasm.